This is a messenger RNA of Talaromyces rugulosus, 1374 nucleotides long. RefSeq lists its product as uncharacterized. The coding region runs from base 1 to 1374 and encodes 457 amino acids. The record is from RefSeq and is a predicted model, not a curated record. The transcript has a single exon. Lineage: Eukaryota; Fungi; Ascomycota; Eurotiomycetes; Eurotiales; Trichocomaceae.
AUGUUUGGCCUUUCCAAAUGGGCCGUUGCCCUCGCCGCUGCUGCCGGCGUCAUGCAGGCUGCUGCCACUGAAGUGAAACCCGGAACCGCCGCCGACGUGAUUGUCACCCCCAAGAACAGCAUCACCAGCCCCAAGAACUACAAGGGCGGUCUUCAGGGCACCUCUCAUGGAACUCAGGACGGCUCCCCUCUUGAGUUGACCAUUACCAGCAACAUUGCCGGCAGCCUUAACUCAUACGUGACUGCUCUUGACAGCAGCAACGCCCCCGUCCUGCUGCAGCCUGAUGGAACCUGGUUCUACCCAACCAACCCUGGCUCCGGCGGUACUCCCCAGCCCAUUGACUCGUCUACUGUCACUAUCCCCUUGAACGGUCAGGGCCAGACCACCACCUACAGCAUUCCCGGAUACUGCUCGUCUGCCCGUGUUUGGUUUGCCGUUGGCGAGCUUCAGUUCUUCACCGUUGGUAACGAGGACGGUUCUUUCUCCAUUGUCCAGCCUUCCCAGGCCAACCCCGAUGACCCCAGCGCCGGAAUCAACUGGGGAUUCAUCGAAUUCACUUACACUGGAGAUGGUGGUCUCUGGGCCAACAUCUCUUACGUCGACUUCGUCGGUCUUCCUCUGGGUAUGACCCUCACUGACACCAGCGGUGGUAUCCAGCAAUCCCUUGGUCUUAGCGGCGACGCUGUCACCAGUGUUUGCAACGACCUCAAGACCCAGGCUGCUGCCGAUGGCUUGCCAUGGGACCAACUCUGCCAGGAAAUCGACGGUAACGUCUUGCGUGUACUUGCUCCUGGCGACUUUGUCGCCGACGACACUAGCAGCGGUUUCAGCGACUACUUCAACGACUACAUUGAUGAGGUCUACAGCAACUUCACCACCGACAACCCUUUGACCAUCGACACCCAGGGCGCUGCCGGCAAAGUCAGCUGCACCUCCGAUGGCACCACUCUUACUUGCGAUGGCGAUGAGAUUACCUACGCAAAGCCCUCCGUUGGUGACAUCUUUGGCUGCAACACUGGUCCCUUCGCCAACACUGGCAGUGACACCCACAAGGCCGACCUUGCUCGUCUGUGUGCUGCUUUCAACCGUGGUACUUUCCUCGUCCCCGGUGGCAACGUCCAGCCCAGUGUUGGUGCUGAUGACUACUACACCACUGCCCCAUGCAACUACUACUCGUCCAUUGUGCACAAGUACGAAGUUGACGGCAAGGGCUACGCUUUCUCCUACGAUGAUGUCAACCCCAGUGACGAGAACGCCUCUGGUGUCGUCUCUUCUGCCAACCCCAAGAACCUCGGUGUCACCGUCGGUGGCCCUACCAACAACGGCACCACUGCUGUGCCCGCCCGCCGCAUUCGCCGCUUCCGUCAGUACUAA